AUGUUUCGGCAGCAUUCUUCAGUGUCACAGCCUUCACAUUCGCCGUCAACUUCCCAGCCAUACUUCUCUAGGAUACUUUUGCCGAAAGAGUCUAGUAAUGGUGCAGUUAAUCAUUCACGAAGAAGACAUUCUGUUCUAAAUGGUUCAAGUUCAAACUCAUCUGAACGUUCAAAGCAGUCAUACGUUUCGGCCUAUUUUUCUAGUGAUCAGGAUACACGAAAAGGUUCACCAAGUUAUAUGCCAACUAUCUUCAACUUUCAGCCUGUAAAUGAUUAUCAUUCUCCAGCACUUAGACGUCGCAUUAUUCGAGCUGAAAGCACAAAGACAAGUCUAAUUGGAGCACCUGAGCCUCCGAAUUCUAAUGUCACUAUUCAGCGUGGUUUACAGGUCUUUGGGUCAAAGAGGCGUCUUCGUGAACCUGUGACCGCUAACGCAGAAGAAUCAACUCAUGGUGGAUUUGAUUUUGCAAGUUCUAAACGUCGACGAACCUCUGGUACAUUCGACAUAUCUACCCUAGGUUGUACAACCGAUAUUGAUGGCUUUUCCUUCACAUCACUGCGUCAAUUAAAAAACGAAGUCGUCAUCAGGAAUGUUCAUUCAGAUGCUAGCAUAGUCUCUCAUGAAAACAGUGGUCAGAAUAGUAAAUGUGUCCAAACUCAAGAGGUUAAUGAAUGUGGAGAUAAGAAACGGAAACAGGUAUUCUUUUCACAGGGUAUGUAG
This is a messenger RNA of Trichobilharzia regenti, 720 nucleotides long. The record is from the annotation of a GenBank genome assembly. Lineage: Eukaryota; Metazoa; Platyhelminthes; Trematoda; Strigeidida; Schistosomatidae.